Molecule: messenger RNA, 4432 nt
Organism: Eptesicus fuscus (big brown bat)
Lineage: Eukaryota; Metazoa; Chordata; Mammalia; Chiroptera; Vespertilionidae
Gene: SEC31A
Product: SEC31 homolog A, COPII coat complex component
Exons: 30
Coding region: 48-4049 (1333 amino acids)
Biological process (GO): endoplasmic reticulum organization; intracellular protein transport; COPII-coated vesicle cargo loading
Cellular component (GO): COPII vesicle coat; endoplasmic reticulum exit site
Molecular function (GO): protein binding; structural molecule activity
Source: RefSeq, a predicted model, not a curated record
AGCGGAACGUGGAGGUGUCCCUAGGCCGGGAGGAGGGGCGGCGGCGAAUGCUGGGAGAGUCUGACGGGCGCCGCGCUAACGCAGGAACCGGUCGUCUAGGGUCCCCGCCAGGUGUGUCUGUCCUUUUCCCUCCUGGCCUUUUCGCCGGCUCUCGGGCCUUGAGGAUGAAGUUAAAGGAAGUAGAUCGUACUGCCAUGCAGGCAUGGAGCCCUGCCCAGAAUCAUCCCAUUUACCUAGCUACAGGAACAUCUGCUCAGCAAUUGGAUGCAACAUUUAGUACCAAUGCUUCCCUUGAGAUAUUUGAAUUAGAUCUUUCUGAUCCAUCCUUGGAUAUGAAAUCUUGUGCCACCUUUUCUUCUUCUCACAGGUACCACAAGUUGAUUUGGGGGCCUCAUAAGAUGGAUUCCAAAGGAAAUAUCUCUGGAGUUCUGAUUGCAGGUGGUGAAAAUGGAAAUAUUAUUCUUUAUGAUCCUUCUAAAAUUAUAGCUGGAGACAAGGAAGUUGUGAUUGCCCAAAAUGAUAAGCAUACCGGCCCAGUGAGAGCCUUGGAUGUGAACAUUUUCCAGACUAGAGGCCCAGCGUGCGAUGGAAAUCGUGGGAGGAGGCACCCCGCCUCCCGCCGAGCGAGGCGGCACCCCGCGGGGGGCCAGGACCUGCGCCUGACCCGUGCAGCGCCAGCUGCCGUGUUGUGUCCGCUGGGGUGGAGGCAGACUAACCUGGUAGCUUCUGGUGCUAAUGAAUCUGAAAUUUACAUUUGGGAUCUAAAUAAUUUUGCAACUCCAAUGACACCAGGAGCCAAAACACAGCCCCUAGAAGAUAUCAGCUGCAUUGCAUGGAAUAGACAAGUCCAGCAUAUUUUAGCAUCAGCCAGUCCCAGUGGCCGGGCCACUGUCUGGGAUCUUAGAAAAAAUGAACCUAUCAUCAAAGUCAGUGAUCAUAAUAACAGGAUGCAUUGCUCUGGUUUGGCGUGGCAUCCUGAAGUUGCUACUCAGAUGGUCCUUGCAUCUGAAGAUGAUAGGUUACCAGUGGUCCAGGUGUGGGAUCUUCGCUUUGCCUCCACUCCACUCCGUGUCCUGGAAAACCAUGCCAGGGGAAUUUUGGCAAUUGCUUGGAGCAUGGCAGAUCCUGAAUUGUUACUGAGCUGUGGAAAAGAUGCUAAGAUUCUCUGCUCCAACCCAAACACAGGAGAGGUCUUAUAUGAACUUCCCACCAACACACAGUGGUGCUUUGAUAUUCAGUGGUGUCCCAGAAAUCCUGCUGUCUUGUCAGCUGCAUCCUUUGAUGGGCGUAUCAGUGUGUACUCUAUCAUGGGAGGGAGUACAGAUGGUUUGAGGCAGAAACAAGCUGACAAGCUUUCAUCAUCUUUUGGAAAUCUUGAUCCCUUUGGCACAGGACAGCCCCUUCCUCCAUUACAAAUUCCUCAGCAGGCUGCUCAGCAUAGUAUAGUGUUGCCUCUGAAGAAGCCACCCAAAUGGAUCCGAAGGCCUAUUGGUGCUUCCUUUUCAUUUGGAGGCAAACUGGUUACCUUUGAGAAUGUCAAAGUACAGUCUCAGCAGGGAGCUGAGCUACAGCAGCACGUAUUCAUUAGUCAGGUUGUAACUGAAAAGGAAUUCCUCAGCCGAUCAGACCAACUUCAGAAGGUUGUGCAAUCACAAGGCUUUGUCAAUUAUUGUCAGAAAAAAAUUGAUGCUUCUCAGUCGGAUUUUGAAAAAAAUGUGUGGUCCUUUUUGAAGGUAAACUUUGAAGAUGAUUCUCGUGGAAAAUACCUUCAACUUCUAGGAUACAGUAAAGAAGACCUAGGAAAAAAGAUUGCUUUGGCCUUGAACAAAGUGGAUGGACCCAAUGUGGCUCUUAAAGACUCUGACCAAGUAGCACAGAGUGAUGGGGAGGAGAGCCCCGCUGCUGAAGAGCAGCUCUUGGGAGAGCACAUUAAAGAGGAAAAACAAGAAUCUGAAUUUCUACCUUCAGUUGGAGGAACAUUUAACAUCUCCAUCAGUGGGGAUAUUGAUGGUUUAAUUACUCAGGCUUUGCUGACUGGUAACUUUGAGAGUGCUGUUGACCUUUGUUUACAUGAUAACCGCAUGGCUGAUGCCAUAAUAUUGGCAAUAGCAGGUGGACAAGAACUCUUGGCUCGAACCCAGAAAAAAUACUUUGCAAAAUCCCAAAGCAAAAUUACCAGGCUAAUUACUGCAGUGGUGAUGAAGAACUGGAAAGAGAUUGUUGAGUCUUGUGACCUUAAAAAUUGGAGAGAGGCUUUAGCUGCAGUAUUGACUUAUGCUAAACCUGAUGAGUUUUCAGCCCUUUGUGAUCUUUUGGGAACCAGGCUUGAAAGUGAAGGUGAUAGCCUCCUGCAGACUCAGGCAUGUCUCUGCUAUAUUUGUGCAGGGAAUGUAGAGAAAUUAGUUGCAUGUUGGACUAAAGCUCAGGAUGGAAGCAACCCUUUGUCCCUUCAGGAUCUGAUUGAGAAAGUUGUCAUCCUACGGAAGGCUGUACAACUCACGCAAGCCAUGGACACUAAUACUGUAGGAGUUCUUUUGGCUGAGAAGAUGAGUCAAUAUGCCAAUUUGUUAGCAUCCCAGGGCAGUAUUGCUGCAGCCUUGGCUUUUCUUCCUGAGAGCACCAACCAGCCAAAUAUUGUGCAGCUUCGUGACAGACUUUGUAGAGCACAAGGAGAGCCUGCACCAGGACAGGAAUCACCUCAAGUACCUUAUGAGAGGCAGCAGCUGCCCAAGGGCAGGCCUGGACCAAUUGCUGACCACACACAGAUUCCAAGAGUUCCAGCUCAACAAUAUUAUCCCCAUGUUAGAAUUGCCCCUACUGUCACUACCUGGAGUAACAAAACUCCUACCGCCCUUCCCAGACAUCCACCUGCUGCCUCUCUCUCUGACACACAGGGAGAAAAUCCUCCACCUCCAGGUUUCUUAAUGCAUGGAAAUGUUAACCCAAAUGUUGCCGCAGCUCAGCUUUCCACAUCUACGGGCCAUAUGCACACCCAGGUACCACCUUAUCCACAGCCACAGCCUUAUCAACCAGUCCAGCAGUAUUCCUUCGGAACAGGGGGGUCAGCAGCGUAUCGACCUCAGCAGCCUGCUGCUUCUUCUGCUUCAAACGCUUACCCUAACACCCCUUACAUACCUUCCGCUCCUUCCUAUUCUGGGCAGUCUCAGCUGUAUGCAGCACAGCACCAGGUCUCUCCACCUACCUCCAGUCCUACUGCUUCUUUUCCCCCUCCCCCUUCCUCUGGAGCAUCCUUCCAGCAUGGCGGACCAGGAGCUCCACCAUCUUCAGCUUAUGCACUACCUCCUGGAACAACAGAAAAUCAGUCUAUGCAAGACCAGGCAAAUAUGUUGGAAGGUCCUCAGAACGGUUGGAAUGAUCCUCCAGCUUUGAACAGAGUACCCAAGAAGAAGAAGAUGCCAGAAAACUUUUUGCCUCCUGUUCCCAUCACAUCACCAAUCAUGAACCCCAUGGGUGACCCCCAGUCACAGAUGCUGCAACAACCUUCAGCUCCAGGUCCACUGUCAAACCAAGCUUCAUUCUCCCAGCCACAUCUUCCAGGUGGCCAGCCCUCCUUCCAGGGCUUACAGCAACCCCUUGGUCAACCAGGCAUGCCACCAUCUUUCUCAAAGCCCAAUAUUGAAGGUGCCCCAGGAGGUCCUAUUGGAAAUACCAUCCAGCAUGUGCAGGCUUUACCCACAGAAAAAAUUACCAAGAAACCUAUUCCAGAUGAGCACCUCAUUCUAAAGACCACAUUUGAGGAUCUUAUUCAGCGCUGCCUCUCUUCAGCCACAGAUCCUCAAACCAAAAGGAAGCUAGAUGAUGCCAACAAACGCUUGGAGUUUCUGUAUGAUAAACUUAGGGAACAGACACUUUCACCCACAAUCAUCAAUGGCUUACACAACAUUGCAAGGAGCAUUGAAACACGGAACUACUCCGAAGGCUUAACCAUCCACACCCACAUAGUCAGCACCAGCAACUUCAGCGAGACCUCUGCUUUCAUGCCCGUUCUCAAAGUUGUCCUCACCCAGGCCAAUAAGCUGGGUGUCUAAAAGGACAGCUUCACUCCCAGCCAAUAUUGCCAUUUUCCAAAGAAACAUGUUUUAAAAUGAUAAAAUAUGGACCAAUCCUCAUUAGCAUGUUUCCAUAGCAUUUACACUAUUUCUGUAGAGAUACUCACCUUAAAACUGCUCCAAACCCCAGUGCUUUGUUUUAGUCUUUUAUUGCACAUGAUGAUUUUCUUAUGCAAAUAGCGUAUUUCUUGAAUUACACAUAGUAUGUUUUCCUGAUGUAUUCUGAUAAAAUGUGGUUUUAAAACCCUUAGUGUAUUUUUGGAAAAGGAGCAUCUGGUUAUGUAUAAAGCAGAGCUAAAGCUAAGUUCUUUCAUGUCCUCCCUACUUCCUCCGUGUCAAUCAGAUUAAAGUGUGUAAUCUUA